This is a messenger RNA of Rhea pennata, 7135 nucleotides long. RefSeq names its product collagen alpha-1(XV) chain-like. Gene Ontology annotation, molecular function: extracellular matrix structural constituent conferring tensile strength. Gene Ontology annotation, biological process: extracellular matrix organization. The coding region runs from base 333 to 4223 and encodes 1296 amino acids. NCBI's taxonomy places the organism in Eukaryota, Metazoa, Chordata, Aves, Rheiformes, Rheidae. The record is from RefSeq and is a predicted model, not a curated record. The transcript has 43 exons.
CCAAGGCGCACGGUAGUUUUGGCAAGACCAGAUAAUGAUAGCACUGGGAUGAUAUAUGGCAACAAGGGGUGUCCCUCGAUGAAUAAAGGAGGAAGUUUUAGGCAGUGGUCUGGCAGGAAAGUCUAUCCGGAGUCGAAUUUCAGAGCUGGAGCAGGGAAGUGCAGUGAGUCACCGAAAGGGAGCCUGAGAGCUGCCUUUGUUCCACUUGUGCCCAGACGCUGAAGCAGGAACAGCAGGCUCCAGUUUUUAUUAACUUCUUAUUUUCAUAAGCAUAUAACUCAUGCUCACUGAACUUCUUUCUGACUUGAAGUCUUUCAAUUGACUUUCAAAAAAUGCUCUCAUGGCAUGCCUGGUGGACCUGGGACUUGCUACUACUGCUCUUAGGCUUGUCAGUCCACGUUGGUUCAGCCACUCAGAUCAUAGAAGAACGAGGCUCAAAAGGGCAUCUUGAUCUCACAGAGUUAAUAGGAGUUCCUCUUCCUCCUUCUGUCUACUUUAUCACCGGCUAUGGAGGGUUUCCAGCUUACAGCUUUGGUCCAGACGCUAACAUUGGCCGACUGGCAAGUGCUAUAGUACCACUGCCUUUCUACAGAGAUUUCGCUAUUGUAGUUACAGUGAAACCAAACAGUGAUCGUGGAGGAGUGCUAUUUGCAAUAACAGAUGCCUUCCAGAAAACUAUUUACCUGGGAAUGAGACUUUCACCGGUUGAUGACAGCACCCAGAGAAUAAUUAUGUACUACACAGAGCCUGGUUCCCAUAUUUCCCGAGAGGCUGCUUCAUUUAAAGUGCCAGUGAUGACUAACAGAUGGAACAGGUUUACAGUGACUGUUCAGGGAAAUGAAGUUGUUCUGUUCAUGGACUGCGAAGAAUAUCAGAGGGUUCAAUUCCAGAGAUCAGCUCAGGCCUUAGUGUUUGAAUCAGGCUCUGGUAUAUUUGUUGGUAAUGCAGGAGCCACAGGCCUGGAAAAAUUCACAGGCUCUAUUCAAUAUCUGACAAUCAAAUCUGACCCAAGGGCUACUGAAGACCAAUGUGAAGAUGAUGAUCCUUACGCUUCAGGAGACAUGAGUGGCAAUGGCAGCAUUCAAGAACGUGAAGGUAUUUCUGAGAUACAAGAAGUACUUGCACCUUCUCAUCUUCCCAUCAGGCCUGAAGACACAUCAGCUGAGCCAGUGGAAGCUCCUCCAACUGUAUUGUCUCAUUUGGAAGAAAAUGAUUUCUCAGGACAUCACAUAUCAGAAGAAACCACUGAACCAGCUAAAAUUAAAGAACAAGAUUCAACUGUCACAGAUGAAGAACAAGGCAACAGUGAAUCUACCUCUUUCAUACAGGAAACCUUAGGAGAAGAUGUUGGCUCUGGUGUUACUGUUUUGCCAGGAGUGAGCAAAGUGAAGGACCAGAAAGAUCAGAAAAGAGAGAAUGGGCCUACAGGAAGGCCAGGAGUAGAAGAGAUGCAGGAAAAAUAUCAAGGACCUCCUGGACCUCCAGGAAAACCUGGCCAAGAUGGUCAGCCUGGCAUUCCUGGUAAAAGUGGGUUACCAGGAAAAAAAGGACUUCAGGGGUUGCCAGGGCUGAAAGGAAAAGCAGGCCUGAAAGGAGAAAAGGGUGAUCCUGGUGAGGGAUUUCCAGGACUCCCUGGACUACCAGGACCCCCAGGACCAUUUGCUCCUUCCAGAGGAGUUAGUAUACUGGAACCUGAAGAAUCAGGUUCUGGAGACCUUGAUGGAGAGACUGAGAUUUUAAGUGGUCUUCCUGGGCCACCAGGCCCUCCAGGAUUGCCUGGUCUUCCAGGAGAACCAGGACCUGAUUCAAAUGUAGGACCUCCUGGGUCACCAGGGGAGGAUGGAGCUUCUGGAGAACCAGGCCCUGAAGGUCCUCAAGGUUCUCCUGGUCUUGAUGGAAUAGUUGGCCCACCAGGGCAGAAGGGAGAAAAGGGUGAUCAAGGUCUUCCUGGUUCUGCUGGUCCAAAGGGUGAUACUGGAAGCACUGGAUCAAUAGGCCCUAAAGGAGAAGCAGGUGCUGAUGGGCCUCCGGGGAAACCUGGACCACCAGGACCACCUGGACCACCUGGACCACCAGGACCCCCGGGUCCAAGCUAUGGUUUUGGAUUUGAGGACAUGGAAGGAUCAGGGAGUAUUGGCUUACUACGUGAAUCGAGAACUCCUGGAAUAAGAGGGCCAAAGGGUUCUGCAGGAAGACAGGGACAACGUGGACCGUUUGGACCAAAGGGAGAAAAAGGCAACAUUGGUCCACCAGGCUCAAAGGGUAUGCCAGGUACAGAUGGAAGACCAGGCUUUCCUGGCAUCGCUGGGCGUCCUGGAGACAUGGGUCCAAAAGGGGAGAAGGGUGACCCAGGACCUCAGGGUGAACCAGGACAGGAUGGGACCAGUAUUGUGGGACCACCUGGACCACCAGGGCCACCAGGACCAAUCAUAGCAAUACCUGCGCUACUACUGAAUGAUACAGAUGGAAUUUUUAAUUCCACUAGAAUUAAAGGACUGCUUGGGCCUCCAGGACCAGAUGGUAAGCCAGGUCUACCAGGAUUUCCUGGCCCUCGGGGACCAAAGGGAGAUACUGGUUUAUCUGGACCACGAGGACCUAAAGGACAACAGGGUGAAAAGGGAGAACCAGGAGCUCUCAUUACUGCUGAUGGAUCUUUAACUGAAUUGUUAGGAAGAAAAGGGCAGAAGGGUGAAGCUGGAGUGGUAGGACAGGUGGGACCAAUGGGACCAAUAGGACCUGCUGGACCCAAAGGAGAGCUUGGAUUCCCAGGACGCCCAGGCCGCCCAGGACUGAAUGGACUGAAAGGUGUGAAAGGUGAACGAGGCGAAGCAUUAUAUGGUCCCCCUGGCUUGCCUGGGCCCCCAGGGCCCCCUGGACCUCCAGGGCGUAUAGUUCGUAUCAAAGGAACAGUUUUCCCAGUCUCUCCCAGACCUCAUUGCAAAAUGCCAGUGAACACUCCUUACCCAGGAAAGCAAGAAGCUCUUAACAUCCAAGGUGCUAAAGGAAACGGAGAUUCCUGGGAAGCACACAGUUCAGCAGACAUAAAAGGAGAAAAAGGAGACACAGGUGCUCCAGGACCACCAGGUCCACCUCUGCCUCCAUCAUAUUUCAGCCACUUUAUUAAUAGCAUAAAGGGUGAAAAGGGAGACAAUGGAGAACCUGGUGUAAAAGGAGAAAAAGGAGAACCAAAUGGAGGUUUUUUUCUGACAGGACCUCCUGGACCGCCUGGAAGACCAGGAUUAGUUGGACCAAAAGGGGAUUCAGUUGUUGGACCCAGAGGACCUCCUGGAUUACCUGGCCUACCUGGCUUACCAGGUUAUGGAAAAACUGGACCUCCUGGCCCACCUGGCCCACCAGGACCACCAGGACCCCCUGCAAUAUAUGGCUCAGCAGCUGCUAUUCCUGGGCCACCAGGUCCUCCAGGAGAGCCAGGGUCACCUGUGACCAGGAAUCUGGUUACAACGUUCCGCAAUGUCAAGGGUAUGUUGGAAAAGGUCCAUUUAGUAGCAGAAGGUACCCUAAUCUAUCUGAGUGAAACCAGUGAGGUUUUUAUCCGUGUUCGAAAUGGAUGGAGAAAAUUGCAGCUUGGUGAGUUAAUUCCUAUCCCUGCUGACAGCCUUCCACCUCCAGCCAUAUCAAGCCAUGGAUUUCAGUCUCUUCCAGCACUGAGUCCAAUUUCAAAUAUGAAUAAUGGAAAACCAGCACUGCAUCUGGUGGCUUUAAAUUUGCCAUUAGCUGGUGACAUGCGAGCAGAUUUUCAGUGUUUUCAACAGGCACAGUUAGCAGGUUUGACAUCUACUUACAGAGCCUUCCUCUCAUCACAUUUGCAAGAUCUGGCCACAGUUGUGAGAAAAACAGACAGAUACAAUUUACCAAUAGUCAAUCUUAAGGGAGAAACACUUUUCAGUAACUGGGAAUCCAUUUUUAAUGGGAACGGAGGACAAUUCAACCCUCAUGUUUCAAUAUACUCAUUUGAUGGGAGAAAUGUCAUGACAGAUCCAUCUUGGCCUCAAAAAGUAAUAUGGCAUGGUUCAACUGAAAAUGGGAUCCGACUGGUUAGCAACUACUGCGAAGCCUGGCAUAGAGCUGAUAUGGCAGUUAUGGGACAAGCAUCACCGCUGAAGACAGGGAAACUUCUUGAUCAGAAAGCAUAUAGCUGUAGUAAUCAGUUUAUCGUUCUUUGUAUUGAAAACAGUUUUGUAUCUGAUACCCAAAGAAAAUAAUUUACCUGUUGCACAUAAGAAUAUUCCAUUUUAUGACAUAAAAAGCUGACACUGAAACUUAAUUUGUAAUGAUGUAAAUAUUCUAUAUUUUGUAAUUGCACAUUUCAGGAAAAUAUAACCAAAAAUAUACCUCAACACAAACAGUAUUCCAGCUGGGUGGAACAUCUAGUGUGUGUGAGGCUGACUUAAAGCUCUUCCUUCCACUUGAACUCCACAGGAGGUAGCAGAUUCACCAACAGUUAACUCGCAGCCCCUUGCCUUUCUGGCUGAGCCGAAGAUCACUUUAGGCGCUGGCCAAGGAUGGUCCGUGAGGAAAAUCCCAUAGCCUGUCUUCUGAACAGUACGGCUCAGUGAGGCUGCUGCUUAUUCACAGUUGAGAAACUGCAUGCUCUUCCUGGUUCUGAAGGAUGAAUUUCACAUCCCUGUCUCCCCUCUUUUCGCUUGCCUAGAUUUUGAAUACCCAAGGCACUAUUCAUAUAUAAGAAUGUACACAUAUUAUCUCUGAAUGAAUAAUGGUAGGCUGUUAAAUCUGUCAAAGAUGGAAUUUUUAAAAGAACUUUAAUAACAUAGGUGCUCACCUCCUUUGCAUUUCAGUGGAAGCUGAGUACCUAACUCCUGGAAGCUUAUACAGAUUGCAGUCUAAGUGCUUACAUAUGACUUUAGAGGCUUGAUGUCUUAUUUCCACUUUUUCUUUGUAGAUUCUUUGCAUAGGGCUUUAUGCAGGAGGAGCGAAUUUCACCUAGACAAAAUCUGGUCCUUAUUUUGGUGCUAUUGUCAUCAGAAAGCCUGAAGCAAUGUUAAUAAAAAACAUCCUGUUUUACUGGCAGAACUGUGUAAAGUAAAUGCAGACAAAAGAACCAUCUGACCUUUAUUUAUUGCAUUGCACACUAGAGGAAGUCAUUUCCUGUUGUGACAGACACUGCUGAAUGAAAGAUGCCUGUCAUGGUUUCUUUAAAACAGGUUUUAGACAUUGUUAUCCCAUUAAGUUAUAUAUAAAGUGACUUUCCUUUUUGUGAAUUUAUCCUUCAGGUGUUCACAUAAUGAAAGAGUUGUUAAUAUAAACUAACAGCAGUAGUGACAGGAAUGGUCAGUAAAUGCUAAUACUCUUCAUAAACAGUAUCACGGUAAUAUUUUGAGUCUCUUGUUUAUAUUUUCCUGGUAUAUACAUUAAGCAAAGUAUUUACCUAUAUUUUAACAGGCAGUAAUAAUGCAAGUCAAUAAUCAUUUACCACCAAAUAGAAUAUUAAAUUACUAGAUAGCUACUUUCAAAGAAAAAAAAAAAAGCCAGAUCACCCUUAUUACACUAAACUGAUUUAAUUGUUAUAUAACAUAAUAAUGUGAAAUUCAGGUUUACUUUUCCAAUUUAACAUAAAAGCUUAUUUCCCAGGGUCUACUGAAUUGUAUCUUUUCUUUCUUUUCUUGGAAAAUUCAGAAUUCUGUUAUUAAAACAUGUUAAUGAGGCUAAGUCAAUUUAUAUUACAUUUGAACUGUAUGCAUAACAAUUCACUGCACUUACUUAUUUAUAGUCUAUUCCCACAAAAUGCUGAGCACUCUUGUGAAAUAUAAGGUUCCUUUAGUUUCCACAGCUGAAAGAGUGGAACAAAAGGUUCAGGAAGGGCAAUAAAGUGUUUACACUCUUCGGCAAAAGCCAUCUACCUUAAUUGUUGGCAAACCCUCAAUCUGUCAAAGGCAGGGAUAACAUGCAUUUAUGCUUGCUAGUAAUUACUUGCUCUUUCACUCUUGAGCUGGAGCCAGCAGUUACUUGUGAGCUGGCUAUUUCCUUGCCUAGAACUGUAGCGACAAGGGAGAGAAUGAGAGAUGUGACCACACGGAAGAGCUGAAGGGGAGAGAGAAGGGGACUAAAAAUACAUGCAGUUUUUAGGAGAUACCGAUCUAGAAUUUAGUCCAGACCCAGCAAAAUACGUGCAGAAUUCUGUUUGUACAGAUCAUUUCACAGCGCUAACUUCUCUUUGUACCCUGGAUAGCUGCUUGGACUUGGCAGGGAACUGAAAUGGUUAACAGUGUCCAUGGGAUCUUAAGGAAAUCUUAAUGAUUACUUUCCCCACCUCUACUAUUAAUAAGGCUACAGGAAUCUAUUGUACAGUCUUCAGUUUAAUACAGAGCAUGAACUAUGCAUCAUCUGUGCCACUGCCGUGCUGGGUAUACUUACUGUGCUAACACAUACCACAGCAAAGGAGCUACCUGAUCCCAGAAAGACAUGAGAGAGCUGUUAGUAAGCAGAAGAUUGCCUGUAGAAAAAAAAAAUCUUCUGUCAUUCUAACUAGAGCCAGUGAGGCUCUUCAUACUCCCUGGUGUAACCCCAGAUAAACAGUAAUGUUUGUCAAGAAUAUGACAGCGACAAAUUUAGCUCAGUUUUUAUAAGAAAUUAGCCUUCCCUUUAAAGACAGAAUUUUUUUGCAGUUGGACCUUAUCCUAACAUACAGAGUGGGUGUACCCAAGGAAAAACGUUUGCUAAUUCAUGUAAGAAACUGUGUAAGGCAAAUGAAUCACCAACACCAGCAUCAGAGCAAAGUUAUUGUAAAGUAUAACUGCAAUAGAAGCCAAUGUAAAAUGAGAAAAUGAAAUUAGAGUAUCACCUUUCUUUAAGAGAAAGUCUUUGGUUGAUAACAUCCAUCUGUUUUGAAGCUUGGCCCUUUAAAAGAAAGAAGUUAACAUAUUGUAACUACACAGGUGAAAAUGUUUAAAACAUCAAAACUCCAGGGCCUAACUGAUGAAUAUUAUACUGCUCUGAAUAAAGGGUUUCUUGAAAUAAACACAGCAGACUCAUUUCAGCUACUGAAAUAGGUAUUUCUAGAAAUCAGAUUGGUAGAUUUGUUAUUAUAUAAAUUGUAGGUGCAAGCUAAACUAACAAAUGCCUGGUUUAAAUAAAGAGGAAUCCAUGCUGGGAUUUG